ACUGAGCCAGACCAGACAUUCUCGAUGCAAGUAGCAGGCAAAUCUGCUGGGUACUGCUUGACAGGGGUGAUAUACUAUGGUACAGCACACUUUACAGCUAGAUAUGUGGACAGAACAGGGACCAUGUGGUUCAACGAUGGAUACAUCAACAGUAGAACUUCUAAUAAAGAAGGCGAUAUCACAGACUUGGAUAUGAAAAUGUCUACCGAUGGGAGAAAACCUGUACUGGCUGUAUAC
Desarmillaria tabescens is the source of this 237-nucleotide messenger RNA. RefSeq lists its product as uncharacterized. The transcript has a single exon. The record is from RefSeq and is a predicted model, not a curated record. Lineage: Eukaryota; Fungi; Basidiomycota; Agaricomycetes; Agaricales; Physalacriaceae. The annotation marks the transcript as partial.